Messenger RNA from [Torrubiella] hemipterigena, 3884 nucleotides. The record is from the annotation of a GenBank genome assembly. NCBI's taxonomy places the organism in Eukaryota, Fungi, Ascomycota, Sordariomycetes, Hypocreales, Clavicipitaceae.
GCCUCGUGCGCAAGCCAAAACGGAGCACUACGCUGCCAAAUCACCAUUUUAUUGCUGUGCAUGAAUCGCGACCAUCUCUGACACUCUGAUUCUGAGAGGAACACGUCACAUAAUGAAGCUUUCAGCUACCUUCACUGCCAUUGGGGCUCUGGCAUCGACAGCCCUCGCCGCAGAUUCGACGUCCCCGACAAUCUACAAGGACUCCAACAAAUACUCCUAUCUGGGCUGUUACAACGAAACGACAGGAAUUGCGGAUUCCACCGGCGAGCGCGCACUGUCCCAUGGCAUCAGCGAAGUUAAACCAGGCGAGAUGACGGUACCCAUGUGUCUAUCGCUCUGUGGCGACGGUAGCACCAAAUAUCUCUACGCUGGACUCGAGUUUGCGCGCGAAUGCUGGUGCUCCAACACACUUUCCGGUAUCUCGACAAAGUUUGAAGACAGCCAAUGCAAUCUGGCCUGCGACGGCAACAAGACCAUGACAUGUGGUGGCGCUCUUAAGCUCACUGUAUAUAAGACAUCAGCAGCGUCGCCGUCUUUACAGCCUGCUUCCAUGUUACUGGCUGUGGCUGGCGUUGUAAUGGCAUGUCUCCUGUAAAAAUAUGCCCCUUGAGCCGACCAAGAUGACGAAGUUAUGACUGUUCCAAAACCAUGCAUUUGACUCUAGCAUAGCGCGCAAGUAGAUAGAUACUAUAGAAAUGUACAAAUCGUGUCUCAUGAUUUCAUAAACGGCUAACCAUACACAAACCCAGCCGAGCCCGGUAUACUCCAAAAUUCAUCCCAUGGUAUCAAAUCCUACAAGUUCAAAGCUCCAAGUCCCCUCUGCUUCAUGGCGUUCUUCAGUGCAUUACGGAUGGACCUCAGGGAAGCUCUCCACGCCUCUUUGCCCAUGUUUGCUGUCGCUUGGUCGACUAUCACAUUCAACCACUUUACCAAGCUCGAUGCUUUCUCCAUGUCUCUCUCCUCUUGCACGACGCGCACGAGGUACUUUUCAAAUACGUCAACAUCGCCCUUGUGUGGUCCAUCGUCCUUUGUCUCCGCAUGCCAUGCUUCAAUCAUGUCCUUGACUUCCUGCGUUGUAGAAAUGCCAGAGCUGGCAAAUGUGACUUUAGAGGGCGCUGCGGGAAACUCAAUCUUUUGCUGGCCUCCGGUUCUAGGCUCAACAUUCUCUGUUGGUCGUUUCAGAGGAGCAUUAAGGCCCGAACGCUGUGCAAGCAUACGGCGCCGGUGAUCGGCAAUGACUUCCUUACGCACAUCCUCCGGCAAUUCGGCUAAGAAUUCGGGAUCGAUUUCCUCUAGUUCUUCUUCUGGGGGUUCGUCAUUGUUUGGGGCCGCGCUGGCAAAGCUAGUCUGCACAACACCAGCCCGAGCAUCGUCUUGUCGCCGUGCUUUUCCAAACAACCCUCGGAUACCGCCUCGUUUGGACGGACUAGGCGGUUUCUUGGGGACGGCUGGUUUAGGUCGAAUAGGUGACUGUGCAUAUAAGUGAGACUGUGGGUGACGGCCAUAUGAUGCAAGAACCUCUGCUUUCAUGUCAUCGGGCAGAGCAUUAAAGACUUCAGGGUCUACUUGCGACGGUAAUGCUUCAGGAGCAGGGGACUCUGGUCGAGAUCUUGCAAGCGGCGACUCUGAUCUUGGUGUUCCUGAUUUCGGCCGCUGUCCCAUUAAUUUGCUUCGGAUAUCGUUUGGUAGCUCUGCAAGAACGCUUGGGUCGACGUUAUUCGGGAUGAUAAACUGGGUUCCGCUGAUAUUUAGGGGGCUGUUUGCCUUUUUAUCCUUCUCCCCAGCUCGCGCAAGCGCCAUUGCUGGGUGAACUUUGGCCUUCCGCGGUGUCAAAGGGUCGUCCGCAAUCGGGUCAUUUUCACGGUAAGCCUUCUCGGCAGAUCGAGGUUUCGUUGGGGAUUCAAUAUCGUCAAUAUCUUCUUGACGGGCGCGCCGUGGCUCCGAAGGACCAGCAACCACACCAAAGCUGAGCCGCUUCUGGCUGCCAUCAGUUUUCAAGGUGCCUGCUUUUAUCGGUUCAAGCUUGGUCAUUUGCACACCGAGACCACGGAGAUCGCCAACAUUGAACCGGUACGAUCGAAGCACCGAGACUGCUUCUUUACCAAUAAUCUCAUAAUUGUUUGUUGCUACGCCAAACGUAAUGCUUUUGUUGAAAGUGUCACAUUUCCCAUGUCCAAGAUGCUUCGCUGGGUCAAGAGGCGCAUCAAGCGCCCGUCUCAUAAUCUUGACUGUGAGAUUUGUGCCCUUGACUUGUUCGUUCAGCAGACGCUUUUCUAGUUCUUUGCAAAGAUUGAAAACAAAUUCCUCGGCUUCGGCUUGAUGGAUAAACCGAAUACCCCAGCUGACCUCUGCAGACACAGACUUUCGCGGCGGCUGUGGCCCAACUUCAGCAUGGUCGAUUCCCUUGGCGUAGUCUGCUAGCUUCUCGCCCGUCUUGGGGCCAAGCGAUGCAACCAAUCUCUCUUUGGUUGUUUCUCUAAUAUGCUUGACCAGGGUUAUACCGAGCUCUUCGAGCUUGCUGCGCAGAUUGUACGAAACGCCCGGCAGCUGAUCCACCUUGAGUUCGCCAAUAACAUCAAGGACCUCUUCUGGUUUCAUCAGAUAUUGGCCAGCUGGCUUGGCGCGCCGCAAUGCUAUUUUUGCAUGUAGGAUAUUGCUGCCGAUACCAACAGAAACCUCGCAGCCAGCAUUUUCCUUGAUUUUCCUGCGAAGAUCCAAGGCUAGUUCCUCUGCCUUUUCUUGUUCCGAGCGUAUGCUGCUCUCACGGAUAGUUGUGCCUUGAGAGCCCAAUCCGUUCAAAAUAACAUCGGUAGCAUCGAUGAGGGCCUCAUCUAUACUGACGCUUUGGACAAUGCCACCUACCUCCAUGAUGGCCUCAUAGAAUAGGCGACUGGCAUUCUCAUAUGCCGGGAAGUCAUAUGGUAUCACCUUGAGAUCUGGGCACAUUUCCAUGGCCCGCUUCAUCCACAUGCCAUUCUUGAUACCGAAUUCGCGCGCGGGGUAGUUGCAGCUCGCAAUUUCCGAGCUAGAGCCAGAUCCAUGGGCGACAACUGUAGGUAGGGUAGUGUAUUCGGGGUAUUUCUUAAGCGAAACGGCGCAGAAGAAGCUGUCAAAGUCGACAUGCAUGAUGUACUUGCGCGAUCCAGGCUUAGACUUGGACUUCCUUUCAGUUAAGCCCUUUUCUGUAGCCAGCUUUUGCAUAGAUGACUUGAGUUCCGCUUUCCAUGUAGAGAGAUGAUGUAGUCGACUCUCUGCAUAAAACUUUUGUAGAAAAUUAGGAUUUUGACACGACGCCUCUCGCAGCUUUGGGUCUGAAAGUACCCAGGCAUUGUGCUCCUCAGACGUCAUUUCACCAACGGGUUUGCUUGGCGGCGGCGGGAUGCCUUGAGCGGCAGGGGGGUCUGGGGCCUCAGUUUUUACCACAUCUCCAUCAACGGCAUCUGAACCUUGAUCAUUUGUGCCUGAAAGACUUGUAUCUGGGUCGGUGUCUUUUGCUGCGCUUGUAUUUCCGGCUUGCUGUACGACUUGGCUCCAUCUCUGACUCUCGGGACCGGCACCUUUGAGCUGAGAAGUAUAGAAGCUAUUGUCGAUCUGCUCGCUGUAUCCUUUCUUAGCAACAGGGCUAGCCUGAGUUAAACCCUUUGAGCCAUCGAAUUUCAGCACUUUUUGUCGAGGGCCUUCGUCCAAGACUCGAUACUCGCCCCAUGGCAGCAACUUCCCAGCCGCAAUAGAAUCGGUGAUCCAUGCCGGCUUGACAAUUCUAUAUCUGCUGAAAUCCACCGUUUUUUUCGGCGGCAGAGUCGACGCAAUGAUGUGGGUUGCCAUGGUCUUGGAGUCCAAGUAUUGCAAAAAGCCGCCGCCAUGCUCAACGAUUUGGCGAUGUA